Messenger RNA from Ceratotherium simum simum (southern white rhinoceros), 1233 nucleotides. Lineage: Eukaryota; Metazoa; Chordata; Mammalia; Perissodactyla; Rhinocerotidae. The record is from RefSeq and is a predicted model, not a curated record.
AUGGAAGCUGCUAGCAGAGGCCAUACCCGUCCUCAUGCUUGUCUCUGUCCCGCAGGAAACACCACCCCAGUGACCCUGUCUCUGGGUGUGGCUCCCUCGAACUGCAGCGUGUCCUAUGAAGAGAGCAGGGUGUUCCUGGUGGUGGUGUACAGCGCGGUGUGCACGCUGGGCCUGCCGGCCAACUGCCUGACGGCAUGGCUGACGCUGCUGCAUGUGCGGCAGGGCAACGUGCUGGCCGUCUACCUGUUCUGCCUGGCGCUCUGCGAGCUGCUCUACAUUGGCACUCUGCCGCUCUGGAUCAUCUACAUCCAGAACGAGCACCACUGGACCCUGGGCCCGUGGGCCUGCAAGGUCACUGCCUACAUCUUCUUCUGCAACCUGUACAUCAGCAUCCUCUUCCUGUGCUGCAUCUCCUGCGACCGCUUCAUGGCGGUGGUGUACGCUCUGGAGAGCCGUGGCCGCCGCCAGCAGAAGACGGCCAUCCUCGUCUCCACGUGUGUCUUCAUCCUCGUCGGGCUUGUUCACUACCCGGUAUUUCAAAUGGAAGAGAAGGGCACCUGCUUUGAGACGCUGCCGAUGACCAGCAGGAUCGCUGGGUACCACUACUGGCGCUUCGCCGUCGGGUUCGCCAUCCCUCUCGCCAUCAUCACCUUCACCAACCAGCGGAUCUUCAGGAGCAUCAAGCUAAGCGUGUCCCUGAGCGCCGCCCAGAAGGCCAAGGUGAAGCACUUGGCCAUCGCGGUCGUGGUCAUCUUCCUGAUCUGCUUCGCUCCCUACCACCUGGUGCUCCUAGUCAAAGCUGUCACCUUUUCCUACUACAAAGGGGACGUGGCCUCCGUGUGUGCCUUUGAAGCCAGCCUGUACACGGUCUCCGUGGUGUUCCUCUGCCUGUCCACGGUGAACAGCGUGGCCGACCCCAUCAUCUACGUGCUGGCCACCCAUUCAUGGCAAGAAGUGUCCAGAAUCCACAAGGAGUGGAAAAAGUGGCCCACAAAGACAGACGUCAUGAAGCUCACAUGUUCGAAGGACUCGGAGGAGGUGCAAUUGCCCAUGUCACUCGCAAAUGGCCACAUGUUCCCCAGGCCUGUCCGCCCACUAGGGUCACAGCUGGGCACCUGGGGCUCACUGUGCCCCCUGGAGACGCUGAACGAAGAGUCCUGCUGAGCCCAGUGCCCUGCAGGGCAGGACGGCCCGUGCGGGAGUCCAGGGGCCAGCAGCUUGGCUUCCUUUCCA